Clunio marinus is the source of this 3402-nucleotide messenger RNA. The record is from the annotation of a GenBank genome assembly. Lineage: Eukaryota; Metazoa; Arthropoda; Insecta; Diptera; Chironomidae.
AGUUGAAUUUAUUCAACUUCUUUACAUCCCCAAUGUUGAUCGUUUCAGGAAAUUAUUAAAAUUUCUAUCAUUUAAAUCAAUAAUAAAGAAAGUUCUCAAGAGUAGAACUUUUUCAGUAAUUAAAGACAAUUUUAUAUCUGCUGACUUAUAAAGUAUGAGCCUCUCUCGUAAAGAAAUAGACGAAAUAAAGACGGAUUUGGAAAAAAUCUGUUAUAAGGUGGUAGGAUCUGUUGACGACAGAAUAAUAGCAAUUUUUGAAAGAGGACUUUACAAUGGAUAUGACAAAGAGAAGUUCACUACAAAACUUUCAUCAAUUGUUGAAGCCAAAAAAGCGCAAAAACUUUCAGAGAAAGUGCAUGGAAUCUUAGGCUUUUAUCAAGAGUCACCAAAAUCUAAAAAACGCCAUCAUGAUCAAGAUAAAGAGGAUGAUGAGCCAGUGAAAAAGAAAUUAUUAAAACAGGAUGAAAAUUCCGAAACACCGGCAAGUAAUAACGCCGCAUUAUCUUCGAAUCAAAUUAAAUUAAUGAUGGAGAAUGCACAACGUGAAAUUGAAGAACGAAAGAAGAAAUUAGAGGAUAUGAAAGUUGGAAAGACAGCGGAAGUUGACGAAAGACAAAAGAAAAUUGCGGAUCUGCAAAGACAGAUACAAGCUAAACUUUCGGGGUCGCUUGGAACUAUGAUAAAUCCUAUAAAUCCUUCGUUUGCAGCAACUGUUCCAAAACCAACAGACAAACCGAGGCCUUUGAUUUUAGAUGAUGAGGGACGAACAGUUGAUACCAGUGGUAGAGAAAUUAAUAUUCAAACUUUAACGCCAACACUUAAAGCCAACAUUCGCGCGAAAAAGAAGGAAACUUUUAAACAUCAACAGACUGAAAAAGCAAUUGAAGAAGCGAAAACAACUGAGCCAGCUUUCUAUGACGAACGGAUUAUGGUUAAGCCAGCAAUCCGAGGAAAGCGAGCUCUUCGAUUUCAUGAACCUGGAAAAUUCCUUCAAAUUGCUGAACGACUUCGAAUGAAAUCUCAACUUGAAAAACUUCAAAAUGAAAUUUCUCAAAUUGCCAGAAAAACUGGUAUCAGUUCAGCUACGAAACUUGCUUUGAUUGCUCCCAAAACCGAUGUUCAUAGUGAGGGAUUUCCACAAUAUGGUUACGAAUGGUGGGACUCAGUAAUUCUGACUGAUGAUCUGAAUAAAAUUGUCGAAGGCAAAAUUUCAAUUCGUGAUCAAGCUAUCACUAAUUUAAUAGAACAUCCAACACAAAUGCGACCUCCUAAUGAUCCAUUGAGGCCAGCUUAUCUUCCCGUAUUUCUUACAAAAAAAGAACGUAAAAAACUAAGACGUCAAAAUCGUCGUGAAGCAUGGAAAGAAGAGCAAGAAAAGAUUCGCUUAGGUUUGAUUGAUCCUCCAGAACCAAAACUUAAAAUUUCAAAUUUAAUGCGCGUGCUUGGCAAUGAAGCAAUUCAAGAUCCAACGAAAAUUGAAGCUCAUGUUCGCGAGCAGAUGGCACGACGACAGAAAGAACAUGAAGAUGCGAAUCAAUCGAGAAAAUUGACAGACGAGCAGAAGCGUGAAAAGAAAAUAAAAAAACUUAAGGAAGAUACUUCCAUGGGAGUCAAUGUCUCAGUUUAUCGUAUCAGAGAUUUACAUAAUGUUCAAUCUAAAAAAUUCAAGGUUGAAACAAAUGCUAAGCAACUCUUUAUGACCGGUGUUGUGAUUCUUUUCCGUGAUUGUUGUGUCGUAGUUGUAGAAGGAGGUCCUAAGCAACAAAAACGUUAUCGACGAUUAAUGAUGCAUAGAAUCAAAUGGGAAGAAGAUAUGAUUAAAUGCAGUGAAGUAACUGCUGAUGGUGAAAAAGAAGUUCCCAAUUCUUGCACUAUUGUAUGGGAAGGAAAAGUUCCAAGACGUUGUUUUGGUGAAAUUAAGUUCAAGCAUUUUACAAUGGAAAAGCUUGUUAGAGAGUUUUUCCUAAAACACCAUUGUGAACAUUAUUGGGAUUUAGCUUAUUCAGGAGCAGUUUUGGAAGCAUCUGAUAUGUAAAACUCGAAGUUCGAUUACUAAGUGAUAAUAAAAUUUGUGUAUUUAUGUGAAAAAUGUUAAAACUUCUGGAGAAUAACUAAAAAUAAACAUAAAAGGAAAAAAAACAUUUGAUGAUAGGGCAAAAAAAAGAAAUGAAAGAAUAUCGUGCAUAAUAACAUGGUGAGACAACUCGAUUGAUAAAUCACUUCAAACAGAUUUAGUGCUUAAAGCGAAUUGCUAGUCAUCUCAAAUUACUUACUUGAUUGUCCUGAAAAAAAAAUAUUUAGAAUGGUUUUAGUAUUAAACGGCGUAUUACAAGAAGAUGUUUGUCCUUUGGACACACAUUCACUCUUCAUGCAACAUCCAGUGUACCGUGACACGGCCAAUCAACUUCUUUCAAUUCCAGUUAAAACGAUUGGACCAGUUGGACUUUUAUAUGUUAAUCAACGAGAAAUGGCAGCAAUUGCACCACAUGACAAGAAUGUUCAUAUUGUUGGAUCUGAUGAUGCUACAACUUGUAUAAUUGUUGUCGUAAGACAUUCGGGAUCUGGAGCUGUUGCUUUAGCACAUUUAGACGGUAAUGGAACUGACGAAGCCGUCACAACAAUGGUUUCCAGAGUAAAUGAACUCGCAUUGGGAUAUCCCGAAGGAAGAAUUGAACUUCAAUUGAUUGGAGGCUUUAGAGAUCAACAAGGAUAUGCAGAAGAUCUAUUUAGUAACAUUAUGCAAUCUUUCCACAAACACCCGAUGGAAAUUGAUUUAACGCAAGCUUGUGUAGGCGAACUUAAUACCACCAUAAGGGGAGAAAUUAAUUGGCCAAUUAUUUAUGGAGUCGGAGUAAACACGAGAACUGGCGAGAUAUUUCCAGCAACAUUUCCUGACAAAGGUCCCGACAUUCAGCUUCGUAAUGCAAGGCAUUUCACUGGGGGACACAAUGUACUUGAUAUUUAUGACUCACAACUUGGCAUGCUCCGAAUUGGGCCGUUUAAUUAUGAUCCCGUGAGGGGAGUCGAUUUAUGGCUGUCACAAACCGAUGAGUUCAUUUUGCAGCAUCUUUCAACAAGCCCUGAAGUUGAGCCUCCCCACUUUGUCAUGCAAGUUCGAGCGACUUUAAAGUAUAUUCAAGAUAAUCAAUUUCCAGCAAUCACAGUGUUUAGAGAGAAUCGACCACUGUACUAUCGACGGGAUGACAAUUCUGGAUUUUGGCAGCCUGUUCGUUAUUAAGUUUGCUAAUAAUUUUAUUGCCUAAAACUUUUGUUAAAUUGAUUAGAUAGAUAGAUUUCCUGAAAUCACAUUCAUUAAGUAUGUUAGGCCAUAUUUUACUUUCUUACAUUGUAAAUACAUGUUUUUGGUGUUAAUAAAGUAUUUAAAUAGUGUAUAACACAUUU